This is a messenger RNA of Fragaria vesca subsp. vesca, 2295 nucleotides long. RefSeq lists its product as uncharacterized. The transcript has a single exon. Bases 1 to 2295 code for a protein of 764 amino acids. Lineage: Eukaryota; Viridiplantae; Streptophyta; Magnoliopsida; Rosales; Rosaceae. The record is from RefSeq and is a predicted model, not a curated record.
AUGACUAGUCAUGAAGACUUCUCCGUCAAGGAAACAAGGCCGAACAUUAGUAGCCGGAGGAUCUCCACCGGUCCAGUGAGUAGUUUUGAUCUGGUGGAGCACAUGCAGUAUCUAUAUGUGAGGGUUGUGAAAGCCAGAGAGUUGCCACUUCCCUGUGACCCUUAUGUUGAACUGAAGCUUGGAAACUACACAGGAACCACAAUGCCCUUCCAGAAGACUCCAAACCCGGUAUGGAACCAAGUGUUUGCUUUCUCCAAAGACAGAAUUCAAGAUAUAACUAUGGAGAUUUUGGUGAAGGACAGGGCUGUUGUUGUGGACGGUCAAGGUCAUCCGACCAUUGGCAAGUUCUCUUUCAUUGUUCCCGAGGCUCCCAUGAGAAUUCCCCCGGAUAGUGCAUUGGCACCGGAAUGGUAUAGGCUAGAAGGUCUAAAUGGGGUUAAGAUUCGAGGAGAGUUGAUGCUGUCUUUUUGGUUUGGAACACAGGCAGAUGAGGCUUUUUCAGAAGCUUGGCACGCUGAUGUGGCUGCAGUCAGUGGUGAUUUUGUUUCCACUACUCGUUCCAAAGUUUACCUUUCUCCUAGGCUUUGGUAUCUUAGAGUGAAUGUGAUUGAAGCUCAGGAUCUGAUACUUAAAAUAAACAAUAACAAGGUAGAGGCAUCAGAUUUGUUGGUGAAAGCAGGUCUUGGGAACUUGUUCAUGAGAAGUAGAGUUUCUAAAAAUAAGAGUGUAAACCCGGAAUGGAAUGAAGACCUAAUGUUUGUUGCAGCAGAACCAUUUGAUGAUCCUUUGGUUGUGAGUGUGGUGGAACUGGUGAACAGAAAGGAGGAACAUUGUAUAGGGAUGUGUGUGAUUCCUCUAAGCGAUGUGGAUAGGAGGAUAGGUGCUGCCCCUCCUGCGAAUAAGUGGUAUAAUCUUUCCAUGAUGGUUGAGGGUCAGCAGAAAGAUGUCAAGUUUGCUAGUAAGCUCCACAUGAGGAUUAGUUUGGAUGGGGGAUACCAUGUUCUUGAUGAGCCUACUAAUAAUAUCAGUGAUCUUCUCCCGUCAUCAAAGCUACUAUGGAGACCUCCAAUUGGGGUUUUGGAGUUGGGAAUCUUGAAUGCUACUGGACUAUCACCUAUAAUGAACAAUAGGCCUUCGGAUCAGGUCUGGGCAUAUUGUGUGGCAAAAUAUGGGACAAAGUGGGUAAGAACAAGGACAAUUGUUGAUAGUUUGGAGCCGAAAUGGAAUGAACAAUAUACUUGGGAAGUCUAUGAUCCAUGUACAGUCAUUACCAUUGGAGUUUUUGACAAUGGAUGUGGGAACAAUAAGCUGGACUUGUGUAUGGGGAAGGUAAGGAUUCGGCUAUCUACUCUCGAAACUGAUAGGGUAUACACAAAUUCUUAUCCCCUCGUGGUUCUAACACCUUUUGGUUUAAAGAAGAUCGGGGAAAUCCAAUUGGCUGUGAGAUUUUCUUGUUCAUCUUUGCUUAACUUGCUCAACCAAUAUGCACAGCCUCUGCUACCCAAAUUGCAUUACAUUCUCCCACUAUCAAUAUAUCAGCUUGCUAGCUUAAGGCACCAAGCGGCUUAUAUCAUCGCAACAAGGUUAAGUCGGGCCGAGCCACCAUUAAGGAAAGAGGUUGUGGAUUACAUGCUGGAUGCCAAUGCACAUCUAUGGAGCAUUAGAAGAAGCAGAGCCAAUUUCAACAGGAUCAUCAAACUUUUUGAUGGUAUUGUUGCUCUUUACAAAUGCUUUGAGAAGAUCCGCAAAUGGACUAAUCCCAUUGUCACGGGGAUUGUCCACAUCAUAUUCUUGGUUCUGCUUUUCUUUCCUGGUGUGAUACUUCCCACUAUGUUUUUCUACUUCUGUGGCCUAGGGAUCUGGCGCUUCCGGAGAAGGCCUAGACAGAUUGCAUACAUAGAUACCGAAUUGUCUACUGCCUCCAACGUAACUCCAGAAGACUUGGCUGAAGAGUUUGAUCCGUUCCCAUCAAGAAAGAAUAGCAUUGAUGAUCUAAGAAGGAGAUACGAUUUACUUCGAAGUCUUGGGGGAAGGAUUCAGACAGUGCUUGGUGAUAUAGCAACUCUAGGGGAGAGAGUGCAGUCUUUGGUGAGCUGGAGGGAUCCAAGAGCUACAUUUAUGUUUGUUCUCUUCUCUUUUGUUGCUGGGGUAAUAGCUUACCUUGUCCCCUUCAGAAUCUUAGCGUUUGUUGCAUUCAUUUACGAGCUAAGGCACCCAAGUUUGCGAAUCGAUCUCCCUUCAUUCCCACGAAACUUCCUCAGGAGGAUGCCAGCCAGAUCUGAUACAAUGAUUUGA